AUGGACGGCCCCGGCGCGGCGGCGGGCGCGGGGCCCAGUAACGUGCCCGCCUUCCUCACCAAGCUCUGGACUCUCGUGGAGGAUCCCGACACCGACGCCUUGAUCUGCUGGAGCCCGAGCGGGAGCAGCUUCCACGUGUUUGACCAGGGCCAGUUUUCCAAGGAAGUUCUUCCCAAAUAUUUCAAACACAACAACAUGGCCAGCUUUGUCAGGCAGCUCAACAUGUGGCUGAAGGUUGAGGAGCUGCAGGUGUCAGGGCUGAAGGGCGAGGAGGUGCGGGUGUCAGGGCUGAAGGGCGAGGAGGUGCGGGUGCGGCAGGACAGCGUGGCGCGGCUCCUGGCAGACAUGCAGGCCAUGAGGGGCAAGCAGGACAGCCUGGACUCGAGGCUGCUGGCCAUGAAACAAGGAUUCCUGGAUUUGGGAUUCCUGGAUUUGGGGAUUCCUGGAGUUGGGAUUUCCUGGCUGAUCCAGUUCCUGAUUUCCCUGGUGCAAUCCAACCGGAUCCUCGGCGUCAAGAGGAAAAUGGCCCCUCCCCGGCCUUUGGGGGUCCCGCUCUGUUCCCGGCGGAUCCCGGCGCCAAUUCCGGCCCCAUCAUCGCUGACGUCACCGAGCUGCCCCCGUCCAGCCCCGAGGCCUCGCCCGGCGGCAGCCUGGACGGGCCCCUCCCCGGCCUUUGGGGGUCCCGCUCUGUUCCCGGCGGAUCCCGGCGCCAAUUCCGGCCCCAUCAUCGCUGACGUCACCGAGCUGCCCCCGUCCAGCCCCGAGGCCUCGCCCGGCGGCAGCCUGGACGGCAGGAGCAGCCCGGGGAUCCGGAUCAAGGAGGAGCCUCCCAGCCCCACGCGGAGCCCGCCCGCGGAGGAGCCCAAAAACCCCGGGAAUUCUUCCGGGAAUUCCGGGAAUUCCGGGAAUGCCGAGACCCCCCUGUCCCCGUCCACCUUCAUCGACUCCAUCCUGCGGGAAAACGACUCCGGAGCCGCUCCCGGGAAUCCCCAAUCCCAGGAAAAGUGCCUGAGCGUCGCCUGCCUCGACAAGACGGAGCUGAACGAGCACCUGGACACGAUCGACUCGAGCCUGGACAAUCUGCAGGCGAUGCUGAGCACGCACGGCUUCAGCAUGGACAGCGCCCUGCUCGACCUCUUCAGCCCCUCCAUGGCGGUGCCGGACGUGACCCUGCCGGACCUGGACAGCAGCCUGGCCAGCGUGAGCUCGGAAUUCCGGGAAUUCCGGGAAUUCUGGGAAUUCCAGGGGGUGCAGGGGGGGAAGCAGCUGGUGCCCUGCACGCUCCAGCCCCUGUUCCUGGUGGAUUCCAGCGCCGUUGACGUCACAUCCGGGGACCUUCCCAUCUUCUUCGAGCUGGGGGAGGGGCCGUGUUUCCCGGACGGGGACGAGUAUCCCGAGGAAUAUCCCGAGGAAUA
Messenger RNA from Sturnus vulgaris (Common starling), 1415 nucleotides. The record is from RefSeq and is a predicted model, not a curated record. NCBI's taxonomy places the organism in Eukaryota, Metazoa, Chordata, Aves, Passeriformes, Sturnidae.